This is a messenger RNA of Aspergillus thermomutatus, 3339 nucleotides long. RefSeq lists its product as uncharacterized. Gene Ontology annotation, cellular component: chromosome; cytoplasm. The transcript has 3 exons. Gene Ontology annotation, biological process: double-strand break repair via homologous recombination. The record is from RefSeq and is a predicted model, not a curated record. NCBI's taxonomy places the organism in Eukaryota, Fungi, Ascomycota, Eurotiomycetes, Eurotiales, Aspergillaceae. Gene Ontology annotation, molecular function: 3'-5' DNA helicase activity; four-way junction helicase activity; nucleic acid binding. The coding region runs from base 1 to 3339 and encodes 1112 amino acids.
AUGCCAUCUGCCAGCCCAGGGCCCCGGUAUACGCCGUAUAUCUCAGUCCCAACCACCGAGGCUGUCGACUUUAUUCGCUGGGAGCUUAACAGAUGGCUUGGUGCCCUUGAGUGCCUCCGUCAACACAGCCCGCGGCUGACCCUGGAUACAGGUGCAGUUGGGAUUAUGCUAGCAAGGAUAGUCCAGGCUACCUGCAAUGAUCAGCCCUAUGGGCUACCAUAUGAUCUCUACAAGGACCAGUGGGUGUCACCGAAGGGGAUCCAGUGGCGCGGACUUGGCCUUGAGGAUAUAGUUAAGAGACUCGGAAUGUUCUGGCUGUCAUCGUCCCUUCUAGAUUGGGAUAAACUCAUAUUCAACCCCGAGAUCCGACCAGCACUCCGUUUCUACCUGCCUGAUUUCCAGAGGACCUACAAAGGAAGGAGGAAACAGGUUGCAACCACCCAUCUGCUUUAUGAGCAAAUUGACAAGAUCACCCAGUCCUUAGGGCAUCGCAUACCAUAUAAACAUGCACUAGACCGACUGCGGCGUAUAUGCUUUCUCGCUCUGACCAUGAAGGUUCUGGCCUAUAAUCGAAAGGAUUUCAAAAUACCAGCACCUAAAGAGCUUGAGGCCUACAAUUAUGGAGUAUGCUACAGUUGGAUUAUGCAGUACUAUGCAACCGAACCAGCUACUAUUGGCCGCAACCAAGUAAAGCUGGUCUGGAAGGAGAUACCAACCUGGGCAGAUCUUCUACAGCAGCUGUUUGAUUGGGAUGACCAGGACCGAUACAAAACCCCAUAUACUCGGACAUCAUGGGAUAGGGCAGAGUAUCGAGUCAUCACCCAGCAUGCCUUUAAUCGAAUCAAGGAACGGCUGGGCCAGGCUAUUGCUCUUCAGUGGAAACAAACAAUUGGUCUUUUUGCCACACGUUUCUUCUCUCUAAUCCCAAAGUCAGUCUUGGGCACAAGCGUGGUGGCGUUACGGGGCGACUUCCAGCGACGGUGCCAGCAGCUGGGCAUUUCAUGCGUGGCAUGGGAGAGCCGAUGUCCCCCCGACGCCGCGUCGAUCGUGUUGGUGACCCCCGAAUCCGCAGUGAGCCCCGAUUUUCACACAUUUUUGAAUCGAUUGCGGUGGACGCGGCGAUUGGACCGCAUUGUCAUCGACGAAUGCCAUGUGGUGUCGAACGAUCAGCAGGAUUUUCGUCCACGGAUGGCCCAGUUAGGGAAAUUAGUGCAGGCACGCACCCAGAUGGUAUGGUUGACCGCCACGUUGCCCCCGAGCAUGGAGGAUGAGUUAUGCCGGCGGAUGAAGCAUGAUCGGACCGCAGUGACCAUUUACCGGGCCCGUACCAGUCGUCCGAAUGUGGCAUACCGGGUAUGGCGCCCCGUGUUGACGGGGGUCGGCCGGGGUCCGUACCAGUGGAUUGAGAGUGAGGCCGUGGUGGCAUUCAUUCAGGACCGUAUUCGACGAGCGGCAGGAGGCAAGGUGAUUAUAUAUGCGAAUAUCAUUGGGCAGGUGACAGCCAUGGCACGGGUAUUCGGAUGCGAGGCAUAUUAUAGCGAUCAGUUGGACAAGGCAGGGGUAUUAGCCCGAUUCAUGGGAGGUAGUCCAGUCAUCGCAGCCACGAGCGCAUUGGGGAUGGGGGUCGACAUCCCCAAUAUCCGUAGCAUCAUCCACAUUGGCACACCGCGGACGUUGUUAGAUUAUGCGCAAGAAAGUGGUCGAGCGGGACGGGAUGGCCAGCGGAGCGAGGCGAUCAUCAUUCAGCCGGCUGGGUGGGACGCGCCAGCGCCGUGGAUGGAGGGGGUAUCGCCAGAGGAUCAGGAACGAGUCGCAGAUUAUAUGGGGGUGGUGGAAGGGGUUGGGUGUCGCCGGGUGGUGUUGGAUGAAUAUUUGGACGGGGAGGUGGAUGGGCAUCGCCGUCAGCAUUGCCAGGACGUUGAUCGGAGUGAGCAGGCAUAUGAUGGGUGUGAUCCCGAUUGGGAGGCACAGGAGGUAGUUGUCCAGGAGCCGUCGGAAGAUGGACAUCAUUUGCAGCAUGCAGGGGUGAUUACAAGCAUGGCAAUGGACAUGGAAGAGAUGCAGUAUGAGCAAGUGCGAGCAGCGAGUGAGGGAUUGAGUGAGGUAGUGAGGGAAACAGUGAGAGCAGCGAGUGAGGGAUCGAGUGAGGGAUCGAGUGAGGGAUCGAGUGAGGGAUCCGGUGAGGCACCGCAUGAAACAUCAGUUAGUGCACCAUCCACCGAAUCAUUCAGCCAAGCCAUUCCCAUGUCCGUAUGGCAUGUCCAGCAGGCCCAGGACCAUCAAUGGGCCGCCAUGGAUAUUCAGCAGCAGCAGCAUCGCACCCAGGAGGGUUUGGAUGAGGAGUUGGCCCAGGCCGAAAGCAUGGAGUGGCACAAUCGAUGUUAUAUUUGUGCCAUGGCCGGGCGUGACAGAGAGCAUGAGUUGUACCAUUGCCAGCACCCCAAUAGCCAGACAGCUAAGAAGUGGAUGAAGGAUGUACGGGGGGCGAUUCCAUACGCGCCGUAUACCGCAUGUUAUUCGUGUGGCAUGCCCCAAUCCAUAUGUCCCGGGUGGGAAGACCGGCAGCGAUGUGCGUACCGCGGGAUGCUGGUUUCCAUGGUCGCCAUGAUGUUGUUUGGGCCAUGGCGGAGCCAGAUUGAGCCCAUAUGGCAGCGCCGGUUACAGGCAAUGGGGGUCGACGCGCAGGAUCAGGCCCAUCCCGAACAGGAGAGGCAUAAUCAAUUACGGGUUCUGGAGAAUACCAUGAUGGUGCUUGUCCAUGAUCAGAACCUAGAGGCACGCCACCUAAGUCGCCGGAAUGCACGGCUGCUCAACACCUUUACCAGAGGGGAAGCAUCACAGGAUCCCAUUACUGACCUGCAGAACCAACAGUCCCGCCGUAAAUACAGUGAACCAUGGCAACGUCUAAUCUGUUGCUGGGACCGAGUUGUUGAGCAGGGCCACCUCCGGGACACACUGUUUCAACCUAGUGAGCGACAGCUUGAGGCAUGGGUUGAGGUGACCGAGGCUGCAGGUGAGCUGGCUAACCUUAUUAAUAUGGGGCAAGAAGAUGAUGGUGAAGAGGCUCUCCAGGACCAGCUAGAUCAGGCUGUCCUAGAGUUCAGCCUUGCUAUUAUCCAACACCUGGUUCCCCGUCGCAAGUUUGAUUCUGUCCUUGUCUCAUAUGCUGCUGUGCGGUACUGGAGUUCUACUCAAGGUACAUGGAUGAUGGUUGGGAACUACACCUCAAUCUUAUCACAGUUGAUUUAUGACUGCCAGAUGGUGGUGCUUGCCCAGGUACUGGCGGAGACGGCAGAUAAACCAGACGUGGGUGUUGGUGCCAUGAUCAUGGACAUCUAG